AAAAAAAGAAAAUAUUAUCUAUUGUAUGGUGCAUUUCUAAAUUUCAAGAUGAUUUGUUAAAUCAGAAAUUUCUUUUAAAAAUUGAUUGUGAGCUAUAAAAGAUGUACUUACAAAAGAUGUUGAAAAUUUAGUUUCAAAACAAAUUUUUGCAAGAUUACAAGCUUUAUUAUUUGUUUUUGAUUUUGAUAUUGAAUAUGUCAAGGGAACUUACAAUCGCAUUCCUGACUAUUUGACAAUAGAAUUUUUGCAGGGAUGUAAAAAUUGACUGGAUAACCAAAGCUAAAUGUAAGUCCUUUAGCAAAACCAACAGUCCAAAUCCUCAAAUUAGAAUACCCUUCUCUAAUAUCAGAGAAGACCCAAUCGAAACCACAAAAUCCUCAAAUUUUGAAGGCACAAAGUCCACAAAAUCCAAAAUCAUUACGGGUCUUACCCCCAUCUCUCCAACAAAAAACAUAAAGUCUCACCCAAACAACCUCAUAAACACCAUCAUUAUCACAAAUUGCUAUCCAAAUUACCAACAGAUUUACCCCGUUAGGGAAAUUAAUUCCUCUUGCCCCUUCCAAACUCAUUCAAACUUAUAAAGACAUAGCAGGGACUUCUACUGCUAGACCUACCAGUUCCCAAUUCAAUUCACCAAUUUCUCCAUAUUUUGAGAAAGCAGAUUUUCACCUCGAUUGUAUAAUUUAGAAUGAAUGGAUGAAUGAACAAACUCAAGACAAUCCAGUUCUAAUAGCAACAAUAGUUCUUGAUGAAAACCAUAACAGGAUUUACGAAGAUCCUCAAAAGACCCAAAAAUUCUAUCAAGACAAUUUUGUCUCAACAAGAUCUAUUUUUAUCCAAAAUAUGUCUCCCAAAGGAGCUCCAGCCAACUCCUCACAAAUUGACUACAGAAGAAUUUUCAUAAAUUCCAUUCUUUCUUUGUGCGACUGGAGAAAAAGUCCCUAUAACUUCAAAAAUAUUCCAAACAAAAAAUAUCCAUUGAUUUCAUAUUGGGAUUACAUCAAAGCCUUUCAACAUUUCCUUCUUAAACAAAAUGAGAAAAAUACCAUGUCUUUUUAUUUCCUUUUUGACAUCAAAAUUUCUCCAGAAAAAAUUUCAAAUUUGUUCGUUAGAUGGUGGUAUUAUUUUGGUCCGGAACCACAAAUUCUUCCAAAAUCGAUCCAAGAAGCAUUCAAAUUCUUUACAAAAAAUCUCAAGAUCAGUAUGUUUCCAGGGCAACAUCUGCCCAACUUACUCAAAUGCUGCAUCCAAUUUAAUUUGACCUGGAUUCUGAAAAUCGAAUCUCAGUUCAAACCCAUCCAAAUUGAUGAAAACACAGUCAUAUUCUCCCUGGGGAAGAAAUAUUGUGUAAAAUGGUGGGACAAAAUGAAUACAAAAAUUUUUGAACAAACAACAAUUUUGGAGUGGUUUAAACAAAAUCCCACAAUGUGCGAGACAUCAAAAAUUCUUGGCAAAGAGAUUAAUUCAGAGCAAGAACAAUUUCUAUUGAGGAAAAACAAUUUAUCAGCAAGAAUUGCCAAAGCAACAACUACGGAAGAAAUGCAAAAGAUUCUUGAAGAAGUACAAAGUGACAAAGAAGACUCUCCAUCUCCAAUUCAUCUUGGAAACGAGAAUGAAGAUGAUUGUUUUGGUAUUUUUAGUCCAAUUCCAUAAAGUUUAGUUUGAUAUAACAAAUUUCAUUGUUGUAACAAAUUCCAUACAAAUUGAAGAUGAUGAAAUAAUGAUGUAAAAAAAAAUAAAAAAAAAAAAUUCCGAAGAGUUAUAAUUCUUUAACUCUUCCAGUUAUAAUUCUUUUUCCAUUUCUGCGACCUCCCCCUUGCAUGAGGCCGCCCAGAAGAGGGACCUUAUAGAGUUAGGUCUAGGUCUAGGUUGAAUCAUGCUGCAAAGUCAUCUGAUGACCAAAUUCCUCGGCAUGUUAAGUUCCAACAAUUGCUAGAUCAUAGUCCCUGGGUCGGUGUAGGGAGUACCGUAAAACAGACUAUUCACCAAAUAAAAGAAAAAUACUUCAAUUCUCAUGAUUAUGAGGUCGUCAUCCCGCGUUCCUUUGAUCGCAUGCAUAUACCUCCUAUGGGUUUUUGCUCAUUAUCGCUUCAACAUUUUGAAGCUGGUCUACGAUUACCUCUAGCUCUCAAGUAGCUAGCAUUCUUAAGAGUUUGUUGCUGAACCCAAUGCAAUUAUCCCCUAAUUCAGUCAGCCACAUCAUCCUCUUCGUUAUAAUAAUUCAAGCCCAUCGAUUUGAGCCCAAUUUUGAUAAUUUUUUGUCACUUUAUUCCUUCACUACCUCGACGAGAUCGGGAGAGAGAGGCUUUUUCUACCUCUCUGCUCGAAAAGAUUGUUGGUAUCUAGAACUCCUUAAGUCCAAUGUAGGUCCUUGGAAAGAGAGGUUUAUAUUUGUCCGACCCCCACUUGGCCAAAGAUGGCCUUUCGAGCUUAAAUGGAGUGUAGAUAAACCUGAACCUAUUACUGAAGGAGGGGGGCUGGAAGGAUACCAAAUAAACAGCCUCACUUCUAAUCGGUAUUACUCGAAGAAGCUGCUGGUCGAAGAAAUCUUAUGUCUCGCGCAACUCUCUCUAGCACCCCUCCAAGUUAGGGGUUCAUUAGAUCAGCUCGUCAUGCAGGAAUACUGCUCCCAUCGAGAUUGGUAGUCAAGAGAGACUCAACCGCACGACCUCGUUCCUCGACCAUCAAGGAGCCCCUCCCCCAAUAUAGAUGUUGGCUCUCAUCAUGGGGAGGUAGACGCUGCUGGUCAAAGCCAGCCCAAGAAGCAUAAACAUAGGAGCAAAUCUCCCCAAAGAACAAGGUUUGGGAGAUCGCAUUUUCACAAGCGAUCUGAGGAGGAAGGGGUGGCAUCUCGCGCUGAGGAAGAGAAGAACUUAACUUAUCUCAAGGAGAUCGAUGGUGGGAGAGGACGGCUUGUGGCGAACUGCGAAUUGAGAGCCACUUGUCCGCUGAGUUAGCUGGCAAGAAGACCAUCCUCGACUGGAGGAUUUUUUACCUCAACAAUGUGCUAAACAUGUAGGCGGGUCAAGAUUCUUAGGAACUUUACAGAGUCGGUUGCUUACCCCGCGACUAGGCGGCACAACUCAAAACCCCUAUCUUCAAUUAGAAGAGUUUGGGGCUCAUGCUCUAUUACAGGUAAGACUGCUGACUUCUUAAUACUUGGUGUUCAUGUUUAAUUAUUGUCUGGUCGUUGUCUUGGGUAGGCUGGCACUUUCUUGCGAGCCGUGUCCAAAUUCACCGGCUUUCGCAAACGCCAAACAGCUACUAGUCAGAAAAAUCGCAAUUUGCGAGCGCAACUGAACGAGCAGCGAGCUAAGGAGAGGGGUUGGGAUGAAGAACGCGCUGCUUUCGAAGCCAAAAUAAAGGAAUUAGAGGAGUUGCGGGCCUCAGAGGUCUCCAAAGCCUUUCGCAUCUUUGACUGCCAGCUCGGCUACUCGAGCCUACUUCAGACGAGGCGGCCAUGCACCUAGGUCCUGGUCCCCUCCCCUUUAUACCUUCAGA
Molecule: messenger RNA, 3501 nt
Organism: Sesamum indicum (sesame)
Lineage: Eukaryota; Viridiplantae; Streptophyta; Magnoliopsida; Lamiales; Pedaliaceae
Source: RefSeq, a predicted model, not a curated record